GUCAGACAGUUACCGCGUUGCCACCACACAGGACAAAGUUGACCGCUCCCCCAAGAAGAAGAAGGGGGAGAAGGAUAUGGACGACCUGAAGAAGGAGGUGCCCAUUACGGAACACAAAAUGUCCGUAGAGGAAGUAUGCAGGAAAUUCCAGACCGACAUUGUCCAGGGACUGACCAAUGCCAAGGCUGCAGAGUUUCUGAUCAGGGACGGUCCCAAUGCUCUCACCCCUCCUCCCACCACCCCGGAGUGGGUCAAGUUCUGUCGCCAGCUUUUUGGUGGGUUCUCCGUCCUGCUGUGGCUCGGUGCCAUCCUCUGCUUCCUGGCCUACGCCAUUCAGGCUGCCACUGAGGACGACCCUGCAGGAGACAAUUUGUACCUAGGUAUUGUGCUCACAGCUGUUGUCAUCAUCACCGGUUGCUUCUCAUACUUCCAGGAGGCCAAGAGCUCUAAAAUCAUGGAGUCUUUCAAGAACAUGGUACCCCAGCAAGCCUUGGUUAUCCGUGAGGGUGAGAAGGUUCAGAUCAAUGCCGAGGAGGUGGUGGCUGGAGAUCUUAUUGAAGUAAAAGGAGGAGACAGGAUCCCUGCCGACAUCAGGGUGGUCUCUGCUCACGGCUGCAAGGUGGAUAACUCCUCACUCACAGGCGAAUCAGAACCUCAAAGCAGGUCACCUGACUGUACUCAUGACAAUCCUCUGGAGACCCGUAACAUUGCUUUCUUCUCCACUAACUGCGUGGAAGGCACAGCUCGUGGCAUUGUGAUCUGUACUGGUGAUCGCACCGUCAUGGGCCGCAUCGCUACACUGACCUCUGGCCUGGACACUGGCAAGACCCCCAUUGCAAAGGAGAUUGAGCAUUUCAUCCACAUCAUCACAGGCGUGGCCGUCUUCUUGGGUUUGACCUUCUUUAUUCUGGCCCUCAUUCUGGGAUACUCCUGGCUGGAGGCCGUCAUCUUCCUCAUUGGUAUCAUCGUGGCUAAUGUGCCCGAGGGGCUGCUGGCUACCGUCACUGUGUGUCUGACUCUGACCGCUAAGCGUAUGGCCAAGAAGAACUGCCUGGUUAAGAACUUGGAAGCUGUGGAGACCCUGGGCUCCACCUCCACCAUCUGCUCCGAUAAGACCGGCACCCUGACCCAGAACAGGAUGACCGUGGCCCACAUGUGGUUCGACAACCAGAUCCACGAGGCUGAUACCACCGAAGAUCAGUCUGGUGCCUCCUUUGACAAGAGCUCAGUGACAUGGGUGGCCCUGGCUCGCGUUGCUGCCCUGUGCAACCGCGCCCAAUUCAAGGCAGGCCAGGAUUCGGUGGCCAUCCUGAAGCGUGACGUGGCUGGUGAUGCCUCCGAGUCUGCCCUUCUGAAGUGUAUUGAGCUGUCAUGUGGCUCUGUCAGGAGUAUGAGGGACAGGAACAAGAAAGUGGCUGAGAUCCCCUUCAACUCCACCAACAAGUACCAGCUCUCAGUGCACGAGACAGAGGACCCCAAUGACAACCGCUACCUGCUGGUGAUGAAGGGAGCCCCUGAGAGGAUCCUGGACCGGUGCUCCACCAUCCUUCUGCAGGGCAAGGAGCAGCCCAUGGACGAGGAGUUGAAGGAGGCCUUCCAGAACGCCUACAUGGAGCUGGGAGGACUGGGAGAGAGAGUACUGGGUUUCUGCCACCUGAUGAUGCCAGAGGAUCAGUACCCCAAGGGCUUUGCAUUUGACACCGAUGAUGUCAACUUCCAGACAGACAACCUUUGUUUCGUAGGCCUUAUGUCCAUGAUUGACCCUCCCCGUGCUGCUGUACCCGACGCUGUAGGCAAAUGCAGAUCUGCUGGUAUCAAGGUCAUUAUGGUCACUGGUGAUCAUCCAAUCACAGCCAAGGCCAUUGCCAAGGGCGUUGGUAUUAUCUCAGAGGGCAAUGAGACAGUGGAGGACAUUGCUGCCCGUCUCAACAUUCCCGUCAGCCAGGUCAAUCCCAGAGAUGCCAAGGCCUGUGUGAUCCACGGUACGGACCUGAAGGAUUUGUCUCAGGACCAGAUGGAUGACAUCCUGAGGAACCACACAGAGAUCGUUUUCGCCAGGACCUCCCCACAACAGAAGCUCAUCAUCGUAGAAGGCUGCCAGAGACAGGGAGCCAUUGUAGCUGUGACAGGCGAUGGUGUGAAUGACUCUCCUGCCCUGAAAAAGGCCGACAUCGGUGUGGCCAUGGGAAUCUCGGGCUCAGAUGUGUCCAAACAGGCCGCUGACAUGAUCUUGCUUGAUGACAACUUUGCUUCUAUCGUCACUGGAGUGGAAGAGGGUCGUCUGAUCUUUGACAAUCUGAAGAAGUCCAUUGCCUACACCCUGACCAGCAACAUCCCAGAGAUCACGCCCUUCCUGUUCUUCAUCAUCGUCAACAUUCCCCUGCCCUUGGGAACCAUCACCAUCCUCUGUAUCGACCUGGGAACUGACAUGGUGCCCGCCAUCUCCUUGGCCUAUGAGGCAGCUGAGAGUGACAUCAUGAAGCGUCAGCCCAGGAACCCAGCCAGGGACAAGCUGGUGAACGAGAGGCUUAUCAGCAUUGCCUAUGGACAAAUCGGUAUGAUCCAGGCUCUGGGAGGCUUCUUCUCCUACUUUGUGAUUUUGGCUGAGAAUGGUUUCCUGCCCUCUGUACUAGUAGGCAUCAGGCUCAAUUGGGAUGACCGCUCAGUCAAUGACCUGGAAGACAGCUAUGGACAGCAAUGGACAUAUGAACAGAGGAAGAUUGUGGAGUUCACCUGCCACACAGCCUUCUUUGUCAGCAUCGUGGUCGUGCAGUGGGCAGAUGUCAUCGUCUGCAAGACCAGGCGUAACUCUGUCUUCCAGCAGGGCAUGAAGAACAAGAUUUUGAUCUUCGGCCUGUUUGAGGAGACAGCACUGGCAGCCUUCCUGUCUUACUGCCCAGGCAUGGACGUGGCACUCAGGAUGUACCCAUUGAAGCCUACCUGGUGGUUCUGUGCAUUCCCAUACAGUUUCCUCAUCUUUGUUUAUGAUGAAGUUCGAAAACUGCUCAUUCGCCGAAACCCUGGAGGUUGGGUGGAAAAGGAGACAUACUAUUGAUCGACGGAGAGCUUCUUUAUUCGAAACCCCCCUACAUCGUCCAACCCCCCCCCCUCCACCUCCACGUCACUCCAUCCCCGGCAAGACGCACCCCAGAUGCCCCGCCCCUUAAAAGACAACAACCGCUUCAAAGCAAUUUUCAUCACAAUUGCCCCAAAGAUAAAAAAACAGCAAAGGCACCUUUAUGACUUCUGACAUUGACCAACCUCCGCCCCCCUUCUGCCCCCCCGCAACCCUGCAAAUGCUCCCUUCCCUAACCCGCCCCACCUCCUAUGAUACUCUUUGCAUGUGUUCUCUCACUGCUGUGUACAUAAACCAAUAUAUCUACCAAACGGCAGCUGCAUAUUGUGUAUGUAGAUUUGAAUGAGCUGAGAUGCAAUGGGAGUGUCUACGCUCGGCGAAAAAGGGCCAUCCU
Messenger RNA from Lampris incognitus (smalleye Pacific opah), 3470 nucleotides. It is a transcript of the gene atp1a3b, whose product is annotated as ATPase Na+/K+ transporting subunit alpha 3b. Gene Ontology annotation, biological process: intracellular sodium ion homeostasis; intracellular potassium ion homeostasis; sodium ion export across plasma membrane. The record is from RefSeq and is a predicted model, not a curated record. Bases 77 to 3055 code for a protein of 992 amino acids. The transcript is spliced from 21 exons. NCBI's taxonomy places the organism in Eukaryota, Metazoa, Chordata, Actinopteri, Lampriformes, Lampridae. Gene Ontology annotation, cellular component: membrane. Gene Ontology annotation, molecular function: ATP hydrolysis activity; P-type sodium:potassium-exchanging transporter activity; ATP binding.